This is a messenger RNA of Sodiomyces alkalinus F11, 1452 nucleotides long. RefSeq lists its product as hypothetical. The transcript has 2 exons. NCBI's taxonomy places the organism in Eukaryota, Fungi, Ascomycota, Sordariomycetes, Glomerellales, Plectosphaerellaceae. Gene Ontology annotation, biological process: positive regulation of DNA-templated transcription. Gene Ontology annotation, cellular component: Set1C/COMPASS complex. The record is from RefSeq and is a predicted model, not a curated record. The coding region runs from base 1 to 1452 and encodes 483 amino acids.
AUGGCCGAUGUGCCUUUUCAAGACAAUUCACAUGGGACAAUACCAUUUGGCCAAUACGGCCACACCGUUGCUCGCUUUCAACCACCUCCCGAUCUAGUGGAACCGCCUCCUUCUCCUCCUCCACCACCACCACCACCGCCACCGCCACCGCCAACAACAACACAAACUACACAGCCGUCUUCCAACUCAACACCAGCGCCUCCACAGAUCAACGUCCCGGAAUCAACAGAGACAUCGACUGUGGCUUUGGUGGGGAAGAAGAAGGGUCAAGCAACCGUCAAGAAGACGCCUAAACGCCCAAAAGGUGCCUCGAAGGGAGGAAGGAAACCCAAACCCAAGAAGAAGCAAGGCACGUCGGCCACUUCUUCCACUCUGAAGGAAGCGGCAGAUGAGGCCCCGUCACCAAGCGGCUCUGAGGACGAAGAGGGAUCGGAUAACGGGCCUUACUGCAUCUGUCGCGGACCCGACGACCACCGAUUCAUGAUAGGAUGCGACGUCUGCGAAGACUGGUUCCAUGGGGAGUGCGUCAACAUUGCAAAGAACAUCGGCGAGAAUCUCAUAGAGCGUUUUGUCUGUCCCAACUGUACAGACACGAGCCGCAACGUCCAGACCCUGUUCAAGAAGACGUGCUCCUACCGCAACUGCGUGAAGCCCGCCCGCCUCUACGGAGCUCCCGACAGCAGGAGCGUCUUUUGUUCGGAUGAACACCGCCAGCUCUGGUGGGAGAAGAUGAUUUCCGCCUUGCCGAAGAAGAGCUCCGAAAAGGCGUUUAUGCGGGACGCGCUUACGCAGGAGGAGUUCACGGCCCUUCUCAGUAGCGACCUCAUCCAAGUGGACGAAAAGGAGGGAACCUGGAAGGUCACUAGCCGUCCGUUUCACCCGCCUCAAUCUGAAGACGAGUCCUUCGAGGCCAAUACCUCUCUCCCUCCCGGUCUUCUGGCCGCCGAAGAAGAGCAUCUCAUCCAGACAUCGGCCGCAGAGCGGUACAAGAUGGGUGAAGAGAUCGUACUCUGCCAAAAGAUGCUUCAACUCCUCGACAUGGCGUCGGAACAUCGCAAGGAGCUCAUCCAGGCCAAGAAAUUUGACGACUCGGCCUGCGGUUACGAUUUUCGCCUCGACACCGUGGGCGUCCAGGCUCCCUUUGCGCACUGGCUCGGCUCUGACGAGGGCAGGGAGGUGUUCCGGACCGGGACGCUCGCCCACGGCAUCGUCCUUGCGGGCGACGACAAGAACAUAUGCGACAAGAAGAGGUGCAAGCCGCACCAGGGCUGGUUUUCGAUCCACAGUAGAGAUGUGCGGUAUCAGAUGAAGCUCCUGGCGGCGGAGGCGCAGAAGCAGCUGAACAGGGAGAGGGAGAUUCGGGAAGCCGCUUUGGAGAGGAAGUUGCGGAAUGCUCGUGAGGGGAAUCGAGUCUUGUAUCAUGACCAAGCGGCUACUCUUAUUGAAUCAUGA